This is a messenger RNA of Papaver somniferum (opium poppy), 1962 nucleotides long. Its product is annotated as F-box protein At5g07610-like. The record is from RefSeq and is a predicted model, not a curated record. Gene Ontology annotation, molecular function: protein binding. The coding region runs from base 441 to 1820 and encodes 459 amino acids. NCBI's taxonomy places the organism in Eukaryota, Viridiplantae, Streptophyta, Magnoliopsida, Ranunculales, Papaveraceae. The transcript has a single exon.
CGAUAUGAGGGUGUUCAGAAGGUAUCUUCUCCUCCCAAACAGGUCCAUUCACAUUAAAAGAAACAAAUUGGAAGAAGAUUGAAAAUCAAAAACGAUUAUGAAGAGACGAAAAGAAGCAUUAAAGUUUAUGAUUUGAUGUUCUUUUCUAAAACUUCUAAUCACUCUAUUUUCUUUCCUAUGUUCACGCGAUCACUUUUGGGUCGUCUCUUGUUACAGCCAAACACGUAAUUAACUAUCACAUUGUCCAAAAUAUAAGCGGUUACAUGCACUGGAUCUCGAAACUUUGGUCAAAACCUUUUGUUAAGUGAUCCCGACUUUUUCCAUUGCUCCGUGAUAAACAUAGUAGUUCAAUCAGAUUUAAGGUUUCAUUUCUAACAACCGGAAACAAAGGGUUUCUGGCAGGUCGAUAAUUCAUUCUGAUUUGCGGCGUUUGGAUCAGGAUGUUAUCUUCUUCAUCAUCAUCAGGUAUGAAUUUUCCUGUGGACAAUAAUUCUUCAUCAUUAUCAGCGACAAAAGUAGCCAACAAUUCUGAUAUUUUAUCACAAAUUCUAUUAUGUCUACCUGUGAAAUCUCUAUUGAUCUUCAAAUCUGUAUCCAAAAAAUGGUUAUUUUUAAUUUCUGACCCAUAUUUCGCUAACAAUCAUUCUUGUCGGAAGACCAGCUUUAAAAUCCCUGGGUUGUUCAUAGAGAAACUAAGACGUCCUUCAGGUCCUCCUGAUGAUCCAGAAUUUGAAUUUCCUUUUAUCUUCCUUAACAAUGAUAAUGAUGAUGAUGCUACUACCGGUGGCGGAGGAGUCCCCCUAAAAACCCUAGAUUUUGUGGAAGUGCCUCCGCGAAAUUGGGAAGGUCCUAUUGCUGAAACUAGCUUAAGAAUAGAACAUUCUUGUAAUGGUCUAUUAUGUUGCACUAGGAUAACAUCUCAGAUGGCCAAGGAGCCGCGUAUCGUAAUCCACCACAUUUACAUUUACAAUCCAACCACAAAACGAUACAAAGCUCUUCCUCGAUCCCCCUUUAGAGAUGUCGUCAAAGAUUAUUGGAAUGGAGUUAAAAGUGUAUCUUUAGCUUUUGAUCCAAUCAAGUCUCCAGAUCACUAUCAGGUUAUCUGCAUCUGGGUAGAUAUAGGGAAGUUUGAAGAACAUGAUCUUUAUUAUAUCGAAAUAUACUCCUCUAAAACAAACUCAUGGAGGUUAUCUGCGGAGAGUCCUUUUUCAGCACGUCCUCUCAGUUCCUCUAGGGCGCCAGGUGUGUUAUGGAACUGUUUCCUUAGGCCAGGUGUGUUUUGGAAUGGUUGUUUGCAUUGGAUCUCGAUAUUCUCGACCAUGGAAGAUGAAGCGUCAGUGUAUUUUGAUAUUGAACAAGAUUUAGUAAAGCCGCUGCCGUUGCCAGCUGUGCCUAAUGAUGAUGUGUGGAAUUUUAAAUAUAUUGGAGAGUGUAGAAAUCAUUUGUAUCUUGUAGGGAUUAUUGGAUCAUGUCCUGAUAAUUACAGCAUCUUCGAAAUGGAGAAAGAUUACAGUGGGUGGAAUCUUAUAUACAAGCUCGACCUAGAAAGAAUUAUAAAUGCAUACCACCUAGACACGGUAACGCAUUAUAACAAUACCAUGGAUUAUUAUGUGUGGGUAAUGUUUCUUGGGGAAGCCGAAGAGAAAUCAUCAACAAAAUUGGUGCUGUUGAUAAACGCUACUCAACUUAUAUCCUAUGAUCUGAAAGAGAUGAGCUAUAGGGAGAUCUAUCAUUUCGAUCCAAAAACUCUCACCAUGACUCCAGGUUCAGGCUCACGGGGUUAUGUUCAUCAGUACAUACCGUCGCUUGCCUGUGUUUGAAUAUUUUCAUGGCCUCUCUCACUUGUUACACUUAACUAAAGUUAAUCUUCAACUUUAUAAUGUCAUGUUCAGCCCUUGUUUUGUGUCAUGCAAUCAGUUCUGCAAUGAACCGAAAAUAUAUCCAUUUAUGUUGUUUACUAUC